AUGCACAUCAAGGCACCCAAGAUCUCCAUGCCUGAUGUGGACUUCAACCUGAAGGGCCCCAAGCUGAAGGGGGACGUGGAACUUUCUGCUCCUGAUGUAGAAGGCCCUAAAGUUGAGCUCGAGGCCCCCGACUUGGACAUUGAAGGCCCUGAGGGGAAGCUGAAGGGCCCUAAGUUUAAGAUGCCCGACAUGCACUUCAAAGCUCCCAAAAUCUCCAUGCCCGACUUCGAUCUGAACCUGAAGGGCCCCAAAGUGAAGGGGGACGUGGACGUGUCGGCGCCAGGGAUGGCGUGCGAGCUGAAAGGCCCCGACGUUGACAUCGGCGCUCCCAAAGUGGACCUGGAUGCCCCUGACGUGGAUAUCGAAGGCCCGGAGGGGAAAUUCAAGCUGCCCAAAUUCAAGAUGCCCAAAUUUUCCAUGCCUGGCUUCAAAGGAGAGGGGCCGGACGUGAACGUGAACCUGCCCAAGGGCGACGUCGACCUUUCCGGCCCCAGCGUCGAGAUGGAGGCUCCCGAUGUGCACGUGGACGGAAAACUGAGAGGGCCCAAAUUUAAGAUGCCUGAAAUGCACCUYAAGGCGCCUAAGAUCUCCAUGCCUGAUGUUGACCUCAACAUGAAGGGGCCUCAGCUCAAGGGAGAUGUGGAUAUUUCCGGCCCUACCUUGGAAGGAGACUUGAAAGCGCCCAAAAUCGACGUGAAAGGCCCCAAAGUAGACAUCGACGCUCCCGACGUGACCGUUGAGGGGAAUCUCAAAGGCCCCAAGUUCAAGAUGCCAGAAAUGCACAUCAAGGCCCCCAAGCUCUCCAUGCCCGACGUUGACUUUCACCUGAAAGGCCCCAAGGCGAAGGGAGACCUGGAUAUCUCGGCGCCCAAGCUGGAAGGGGAUCUGCAAUGUCCGGACAUGGACAUCAAAGGCCCCAAGCUGGAUAUCGAGGCGCCCAGCGUUAACAUCGAAGGGCCAGAGGGCAAGGUGAAAGGGCCCAAAAUCAAGAUGCCGGAGCUGCACGUMAAGACCCCCCAGAUCUCCAUGCCGGACAUAGACCUCAACCUAAAGGGACCGAAGCUGAAGGGCAACGUCGACGUCCCGUGUCCGAAACUCGAGGCGGAUCUGAAGGCUCCUGAAAUUGAGGUUAAGGGCCCCAAAAUAGAUAUUGAGGGCCCAGACGUGGAYGUUCACGGGCCGGAGGGGAAGCUGAAAAUGCCCAAAAUGAAGCUGCCGAAAUUCGCCGUGCCGGGCUUUAAAGGAGAAGGCCCUGAGGUGGACGUGAACCUGCCAAAGGCAGAGGUUGACCUUUCGGGGCCCAAGGUAGAUAUCGGCGUCCCGGAUGUAAGUGUGGAAGGGCCAGAAGGGAAAGUGAAAGGUCCUAAACUGAAGAUGCCGGAAAUGCACGUGACGGUCCCCAAAAUCUCCAUGCCUGAAAUCGACCUGAAUUUGAAAGGCCAUAAGACCAAGGGAGGCUUCGACGUUACAUCCCCCAAGGCUGAAGGUCACCUGAAGGGCCCCGAAGUCGACAUCGGCGUCCCGGAAUUGGGGGUCAAGGGCCCCGACGUCGACGUCGAAGGUCCCGACGUGACCGUCGAGGGCCUGGAGGCCAACGUCAAAAUGCCCAAGCUUAAGAAACCCAAGUUCGGGUUUGGGGUGAAAAGUCCCAAGGCGGAAAUCAAGGGUCCGGGGGUGGACGUGGACUUCCCGGAGGUGGACGUGAACGUGGAGUCUCCCGACGCCAACAUAGCUGGAAAAGGCAAGAAGAGCAAGUUCAAGAUGCCCAAACUUCACAUGAGCGGGCCCAAAGUCAAGGGGAAGAAAGGGGCGUUCGACGUGAGCCUCGCCGGUGGAGACCUCGAUGCCAGCGUGAAGCCUCCAGAGCUGGACGUGAACGUCGCUGCUCCCGACGUGACGGUGAAAGGCGACGCUAAUGUCAAGUCCCCUAAGGGGAAGAAGCCCAUGUUUGGGAAGAUCUCUUUCCCCGACGUGGAAUUUGAUCUGAAAUCACACCGGUUCAGAGGGGACGUGUCCGCGGCAGGCCCAAAAAUCGAAGGGGAGCUUCAAGCGCCCGAAGUCUCCGCGCYAGGUGUCAAAGGACCGUCCAUUGACGUGUCCGUUCCUUCGGUGCCAGAGCUCGACCUAAGCGUGAAAGGACCAAAAGUGAAAGGUGACAUYGGCGUUCCCGCGGUAGAACUGGAAGGUCCGGAAGGAAAGCUCCAAUUCCCCAAGGUCUCCUUGCCCAAGGUGGGGAAAACGGGUGUGGGGCUGGAGGGGCCUGACGCGAGCUUGGACAUCUCAGCCCCAACAGUGGAAGGAAGCGUGAAGAUCCCCUCGGUUGACGUGAAGAUCCCCUCGGUUGACGUGAGGAGCCCCUCGGUUGACGUGAACCUCGGCGGCGCCGACGUCAACCUGAAAGGCCCCAAGGUCUCGCUCCCCGAUUUCGAGGCGAACCUGAAAAGACCAAAACUAAAGGGAGAUCUGGACGUGUCGAGCUCCGUGGAAGGGCCAAAGAUCAGCCUGGGAGCACCGGCCGUUGACAUCGGAGGCGUUGAAGGAAAGCUUCAAAUGCCCAAGCUGAGCCCCGCCACGGUGGAGGGGCCUGAGCUGAGCGUGAGAGGAGCCCUCGGAGGCUCCAUCCCGCGAGUGGAGGGAGACGUGGAAGCACCGGGCGCGAGCGUGGAUCUCGGCGUCCCGAGCGCUGUCAUCAAAGGGCCCUCGGUGGACGUUUCUGCCCCGGACUUGGACGUAAAGCUGAAAGGACCAAAACUGAAAGGCGGUCUGGAUGUUUCUGCUGGCGUCAAGUCCCCCAGAGCCUCGGUGGAGGCCCCAGGUGCCAACGUGGAGGUGCUGGGGGGCACCAUCAAGCUGCCGUCCCUCAAACUGCCCCAGUUCAGCAUGUCCAGCCCCGGCGCCGAGGGAUCGGGCCCGAGCGUCGCUCUCGAGGGACCUAAGGGAGGUCUUCAAGGCUCGGGGGUUGACGUCGGCUUGGGAGGCCCCGGCGUGGAAGUGAAAGGGCCGAAAUUCCAAGCGUCGUCUCCCGGUGUCUCCGACGUCGGCCUCAAGUUGCAAGGACCAAGUCUCCGGGCCCAGGGGGACGUGGAGAUCAAAGGUCCGAAGAUCGGGAUGGAGGCGCCCGGCGCCGACUGGGACGUGAGCCUCCAAGGGCCCAAGAUGGCGGGCGGCGGCGCUGCCCUUUCCGUCAGCGGCGCCAAGGGGGCCCUCGGGGGCCCCGAGGGAGGCUCCUCGGCCGGGAGCCUGGAAUGCGGCCUGGGAAAAGUCUCCUUCCCCAAGCUGCGGAUGCCGAAAUUCGCCUUUUCGGAGGCGGAGGCCAAGGGCAGGGAGGUCGGGGUGGACGUGGACUUCCCCGGGGCCGCCGCCGGCCUCCCCGAGCCGGAGCCGGACGACGCCGAGGCCAGGCUGAAGAGAUCCAAGCUGAAGAUGCCCAAGUUCCCUUUCUCCAAGCAGAAGGGCAAGGGCGGCCCGGCCUCCCCGGAGGCCUCGGCCUCCACGGGCGACCUCAAGAGCUCCAAGACGAGCCUGGGCUCGGCGGAGGGCGACGCGGAGGCGGGAGACGGCGCCAGGUCCAAGUUCUCCCUGUUCAAGGGGCGCAAGGGCCGGCACCGCUCGUCCUCCUUCAGCGACGAGGCCGGCGGCGCCGCCGCGGACCAGGCCAAGGCGCCGCGCAUGAAGUUCGGCACCUUCGGCGGCAUCGGCUCGCGGAGCAAGGGCUCCUACGAGGUGGCGGGCGCCGGGGAGGCCCCGGCCUCCGCGGAGGCCAAGGGGAAGGAGUAG
Messenger RNA from Nothoprocta perdicaria, 3777 nucleotides. Its product is annotated as neuroblast differentiation-associated protein AHNAK-like. Gene Ontology annotation, biological process: regulation of RNA splicing. The record is from RefSeq and is a predicted model, not a curated record. Bases 1 to 3777 code for a protein of 1258 amino acids. The transcript has a single exon. NCBI's taxonomy places the organism in Eukaryota, Metazoa, Chordata, Aves, Tinamiformes, Tinamidae. Gene Ontology annotation, cellular component: nucleus; cytoplasm; costamere.